Messenger RNA from Brassicogethes aeneus, 983 nucleotides. The record is from the annotation of a GenBank genome assembly. NCBI's taxonomy places the organism in Eukaryota, Metazoa, Arthropoda, Insecta, Coleoptera, Nitidulidae.
GGAUUUUGAUAAGCCCACUUAAAGCACACAAUCAUAAAUUCCAUAAUUUUAUUUAAUCAAACACAUUUCAACGGUGAAUCUGUAGUGAGCAAUAUAAAUAAUGGCAUAUCACGCUCCAGUUGUGAACCCAACCAUAGGCUGCUGGAUCUCGUCGACGAACGCCUCGAUCCCGGCGGGCGCCUUCAGCGGCGGCCGCAACGUCUACGUGAUCAGAGCCUACCAAAACGGCGGCUGGCUGCCGGGAAAGUUCGUGACGGGCCACCACGACGCCUACGUGGCGUGGGGCGGCAAGGAGAUCCCGUGCUGCCAGUUCGAGGUGCUCUGCAACUCGCGCAUGCGCUGGCAACACUGCCGCGGAAGCGGAAUUCCGCCCAACGCGUUCGUGGCCGGAAGCACCGAGAACGGAGAGCCGCUUUAUGUUGGCAAAACUGUGCACAACGAAGAGGUCUGCAUCGGGAAAGUGCAGAGGAGUCAUGGCGCUUUGUAUUUUCCCUGGGGGGGCAAGGAGUUGACCACCCCCACUUUUGAAAUAUUAGUUAAAUAAAUAUGUACAAACUUUUUAAUUUUUUAUACCUAAUAAUUAAAUAAAAUAUAAUAUACUUGAGGAAAUUUGAUCUUUGUUGAAUUUACAGCCUAUUUUUGUCUUUUUUGAGCAAAUAUACAAAUUACAAUUUGUAAAACUUAAUCUGCUUUUUUAUGUUUGUAGAAAUAAGCUGCUAGCAUUAUUGAGCUACUUAAUACAGUAUUAACUCCAAAAUUCAAUAGGAGUGUUAAAUCAGCAGAUUCUACCAUAAUUGUGAAAAUUCGUGCUAAAAAAAAUAAGAAAAUAAGGAUGUUUUCGUUUUUGAUUCCAAAACUUACUAAAAUUUGUGAAUGCAGAUAUAAACCAGGUAAGCACACUAACGGAAUCUGAAUUCUUGGUUCUUAUGAUUUCAAAUAAUUGCACUACUUUGGAUGAUGCUCCUAUUGGGGUACAUAAUGGC